UCCCCCACAACAACAAUGGCUCUGCCUCUGGCCUCGUCCCUCGUCCCGGCGCGAGCGAUUUCGACCUCUGCCGCGGCUUGUGGCAAGAAGAACUUCAGGAAGUUCCUCAUGUAUGGCAAGAGAGGGACGAGGCAGUUCAAGGAGCAAGUGAAAAGCGAUCCUACUUCGGAGUUUCAUCAGAUGUUUAGUCGUGGUGUGAGGCCAGUUGGUGAACUUGUAGGGAAGAAGUACGAAGUGAUUCCAGAAAGGAUUCCACAGCUUGUAGUACCUGACUUGGAAGGAUUUAAGCUGAAACCCUAUGUAUCCUAUCGUGUGCCAGAUGUCGUCCAAGGGGAGUUCCGUCCCCAAGACCUUUUCCACGCAGUGUAUAGCCAGAAGAUCGCAGAGGACUUCAAGGCUGGCAAGCUCGAUGAGGAAGGCAGACCCCAAGAACCAUCGGAGGAGGAACAGCUGACUCCAGAGGUUGCGAAGGCGAAGGCACUGAUGAUCGGUUCAGACAGGUUCUGAGCAGUCGAUGUGAGGGAGCUAGGUUAUUGCAAGGAAGGGCUUUAGCUUGGUAACUUCAUUUGUAAAAAGAGAUGAUUGUAUUGUGUAAGAGAGUUUGUUAAGUUAUUAAAGAAAUAUGUCAGUCUGGCAUCAUCACAUUUUCUGAAUUUUUAUGGUCUUUUUUGUGGUUGUUAUUAAAAGAUAUAUAUUAUUAUUGUCAUUAUUAGUUUUGAUGUUACUGUAAUUCUUAUCAGUUAUUACUAUUACUGCUAUUAUUAUUAUUAUUAUUUUUAUUAUUAUUAUCAUUAUCAUUAUUAUUAUUGUUUUUAUUGUUAUUAGCAUUAGCAUUUUUUUUUUCAUGUCUGGAAAAAGUACCUUGUAAAUAAAGUUUCAAGUCAUUUGUUCAAAGUUUUGUACAGUGUAAAUUGUAUUAAAUAUUUUGAGAAAA
Molecule: messenger RNA, 934 nt
Organism: Penaeus indicus
Lineage: Eukaryota; Metazoa; Arthropoda; Malacostraca; Decapoda; Penaeidae
Product: large ribosomal subunit protein mL41-like
Exons: 3
Coding region: 16-507 (163 amino acids)
Biological process (GO): translation
Cellular component (GO): mitochondrial large ribosomal subunit
Molecular function (GO): structural constituent of ribosome
Source: RefSeq, a predicted model, not a curated record